Gongylonema pulchrum is the source of this 591-nucleotide messenger RNA. NCBI's taxonomy places the organism in Eukaryota, Metazoa, Nematoda, Chromadorea, Rhabditida, Gongylonematidae. The record is from the annotation of a GenBank genome assembly.
AUGCUCAAUCUUUUGAUCCAUCGAAAGAACUUGAAUUACCUUCAUUUGGACUACAAUUUCAACCUCAAGCCUGUGAAAACAUUGACAACAAAAGAGCGUAAGAAAUCACGCUUUGGCAACGCAUUCCAUCUUUGCCGUGAGAUUUUACGCCUGACAAAACUGGUCGUUGAUGCACACGUACAGUACAGAUUGAACAACGUUGAUGCUUAUCAGCAUCUCAUCUAUUAUCGCUUCAACACCGGACCCGUUGGAAAGGGACCAGGCUGCGGCGUCUGGGCCCCGGGAUGGCGCGUAUGGCUCUUCUUCAUGCGCGGAAUCACCCCACUGUUGGAGCGCUGGCUCGGAAAUCUUCUUUCGCGACAGUUUGAGGGCCGACAUUCGAAGGGUGUUGCGAAAACUGUCACCAAACAAAGAGUUGAGUCACACUUCGAUCUCGAACUAAGGGCUGCAGUAAUGCACGAUAUACUGGAUAUGAUGCCGGAAGGCAUAAAACAGAAUAAAGCUCGAGUAAUUCUGCAACAUUUGAGUGAAGCAUGGCGCUGCUGGAAAGCCAAUAUACCAUGGAAAGUGAGUUUUAAUGAAAAUUUAUAG